UCUGGAGGUUUUCCCCCCCUCAAGUUGUUUUUUUGCAAAGAGCAGCUUUGCAGACAAUCACAGAGGCACCUCUCUUGUUUUUCUUUGGCUCCUUCUUGUUAUUUUUUUUAACUUAGCUCAUUUUAAAUGUCGAACCAUUCAUUUAUUCACUAGUUUUUUUCCAAUCGGAGAGCCAAUUUUUGGGUGAAUAAUGUCACUUCUUUUUAAAAGAAACUGUUUUUGUCUGAUUUUUGCGCUUGAAUACCGUCGCCUUUUUGCCCUGCAUGGUAAAUGCAACCCAGGUCUGACCCACUUUUAGCGUCUUUCCCCCCGCACCUCCCACAAGCAUCAAGCGGAGAUGUUUUCGCCAGGAGAGGAGGUCGAUUCCGAUUUGUUUACCUCUCUGAAGGAGUCAUCCGGAGAUGCGAUCUCUCCAACACUGGAGCUCAGUUUGACCACCGUCUACACCGUCCUCUACUCUUUCCUCUUUGUUUUCGUCUACCUGCAGCUCUGGCUCAUCCUGCAUUACGGCCACAAGCGCUUCAGCUACCAGAGCGUGUUUUUGUUCCUGUGCCUGCUGUGGGCAGCGCUGCGGACGACUCUCUUCUCUUUCUACUUUAAAAAUGUGGUGCAGGCCAACCAGCUACAGCCUCUGGCCUACUGGCUGCUCUAUUGCUGUCCCGUCUGCCUGCAGUUCUUCACACUCUGCCUGCUCAACCUCUACUUCACACAGGUGAUGUUUAAAGCUAAAGCCAAGUAUUUGCCUGAGCUCACCAAAUACAAGGUUCCUCUGCGCUUGUUCUUUCUGUGUCUCAGUAUAUUUUUUCUGGUGGUGAAUUUAACUUGCGCGUUGUUAGCUCAAGGAGCUCUGAUGCACUCUGACCCACCAAGCGAUGGGGGGAUCAGACAUGCAGUCUUGGCUCGAGUCCUGAUUAACGACAGCCUGUUUGUCCUGUGUGCCAUAUCUCUUGCUGUGUGCAUCUUCAAAAUCGCCAAAAUGUCUUCUGCCAACGUUUACCUCGAGUCAAAGGGAACAUCAGUGUGCCAAGCGACCGCCGUAGGAGCCGUGGUGAUUCUCCUCUAUACUUCCAGAGCCUGCUACAACCUAGUGGUGGUGGCCCUGUCGCCGCAGGACAGACCCAGCCCCUUCAGCUAUGGCUGGUACAGCGUCUCCGAUCAGGCAGACACACAAGUGAUCAGCGGUGAGGGAUACAUUGUUUUUGGGAUUAUUUUGUUCUUCUGGGAGCUGCUGCCCACCAGCUUAGUGGUGGUUUUCUUCAGAGUCCAAAAGCCCCACCAAAACCUGGCGCCAGGCGGCAUGAUCAACAGCCACAGUUUCAGCUCUAGAGCUUAUUUCUUUGACAACCCGCGACGGUACGACAGCGAUGACGACCUGUCAAGGAGCAUCAAUAGCAGAUCUGAUCGGGCCAGUCUUCUGUCCACUACGCCUCAGAUGGCAACGUCCAGCUGGUAUGGCUCUAUUCAACGCAAUGGGAGUCUAGCACCGGGGGUGGCCUCCGCCCAGCAGCCGCCUCCUUCCACAGCCCCACUCCUGUUUGCCCAAGGAAACAUCCAGAGUCACCAUCAUCACCAUCACAACUAUUACUCAACCCCACAGAACAACAACUACCAACAUCAUCAACAUAGUAACUAUUAUUCCACGCCGCAGAAUUAUUACUGCGGAUCUCAGACGUAUUUCUGCACCCCACAAAAUUAAAUAGGAACCAUUGAAGACUUUGGAUAAGAAGAUUACAAAUGAUUUAAUCUUUUUGUUCCGAUUUUGCUUGUACAGCUGCAUCAACCUCAGUACUUUUCAAUUACAAGUGCUGACCACACAACUGGCUUCAACAACUGUGUGAAAAUGUGGCGAUACAAUAAAGCAAGAAAGUUGGAACUACAAGAAUACCAGCUUUUUUGAGGACUUCAGCACAGAUGAGUAGCAUUUAACCACCACCAAUAGGUGGAAAACAGGAAAACUGAAAACAUUUCUUUUGAAUGCUUUGGUUAGGGUAAAAUAGAGACUGGAAAUAUUAGUGGCCAGAUAAUCAUUCCACUUUUAAAUUUCAAUUGUAAGGAAACAUGGGCAGCCGCUAAUUUGCUCAUCCUAAAGCUGUCAGUCAACAGUUCAGGCCAUAGCAACACUGUUAAACAAAAUUUGUCAGCCUUGUUCGAGGUAUUGGCUCUUUUACAGACAUUUUACAAAGUCUUAAAGGCAGAUUUCUGAGUGUUCAGACUCUCAUGACAGGAAUUAGUUCAUGCUAAUUCGGCAGUGCCUGCUGAAGUAGGAACCGUUAGUUGUGGUAGCAAUAAGCCAAAAAAAAAAAAACAACAAAACAACAACCUCAAAAUCAAUUAAAUAAAUUAUAACUUUGUAUUGUUGAAGUCAAUUUAUCACUUUUAUUAAACUGUUUUUGAGUUCUGUUGAAACACAAAGAGAAAAAUAAAACAAAUGCUGUUAGGAAUUAGCUUAUGCUAAUUUGCUCAAGCAUGGAGAGUUAGCAUUGCUAGCAUAAAGUCUAAACUCUAAAGUAAAAAUGUAAAACUUUGUGUCACUUAAGUCAGUGUGUUAUUUUUUAUCAAAAAUGGGACUGAGUUCAAAGAAAAAAAUGGGAAAAAAACUGAUAAGAAGUUUGCCAGUGCUAGUUGGCUACUCACCGCUGUAGUCGGUUGUGCUAGCUUUGCUAACAAAUUAGCCAGAAGAGAAAUAAAUGCUGGAAAAGUAAAAUUGACAAAAAAUAAAUAAAAUUAACAUUGCAUCACUGAAGCAUAUAUUCUUACAAACUAGGCUUAAGCUCUGGGGCAAAACAAGUGCUAAUAUUCUGUUGCUAAAAGGAAAAGAAAAGUUAAAAACUUAAAAUUAAAACAAAUAUGUAAAAUGUUGUUGUAUCCAAUUCAUUGCUGUUUUCAACUUGAUCUGAAUUAUUUUGCAAUACAAGGAGAACUGUGUAAAAAAAAUCUCAUUAGGAGUUAGCCAAUGCUAGCUUGACAGUACUUGGUGAAUCUGGGAUAUUAGCACUGUUAGCAGUUAGCAGAAGAUUAACAAAAAAGCUGAAUUUAAAAUAAAAACAAUUGGAAAUACUACAACUUAAUCCAGUUUAUUAAUGUUUAUCAAAUUGGAACAGAAUUUUGUUGCAACAUAAAUUGAAAAUUGUAAAAAAUAAAUAAAUAAAAAUACUGCUAGCUAGCUCAUCAGAUGCUCAAUUGCCACUACAUGGCUAAUGGUUCCAUGUGACUUAUAAAAGCUCUUAUAACUGUUAUCAGUGUGUACUCCUUAGACUCCAUACAUUUCUGUAAGAUUUAUAUCUAGCUAGCUACCAGAUGUGAUUUGGUGUUUGCUCUCAUUGCCUGGUUUCCUCUGUUGACUGACAAAAAGUCAUUUUCAGUUUUCUUGAUUGAUUACAACAUGGAUUCCUUAGUCAUAAGUAUACAGGAAAAACAUGAGAUUGGGGGUGAAUGUGAAUCCUUUCAAGGUGGCGAAUGUUUGAGUCUAAACAUACGGCUGUCUGUUUUCAGAAAGCAUACGAAGUACAAGAAAGCUUGUUCGUGACCAAAAGGAUCUUUAAUAUGAGUUUUUGUGAGCUGUGAGGCAGAAAUUUGCACUUAGUGGAAGAUCACCUUCAGAGAAAAAGGCUUUUGAGCCUGGAAUGUAGGUUUUACUUCUCAUAUCUUCUAUUUUCUUCUGUAAUUGUAUGUACUCUCUUCUAUUUAUCCUAAAAGGAAGAAAAUGUCAAUGUGCCAUCACAUUUUGUCAUAUCAGAUAGUUGCAUUCCUUAAAAUAUUUUUGCACAUGAAUUAGUCAGAGGACUUAUGCUUUUGUCUGCUUCCAUGCCAAUCAGUUUUAUAUGCGUGUUGUGAUAUUUUUAUUGUAGGUGGUGUGCGUGUUUUCAAUAUUUGUCUUUGAUGUUUAGUCAGCUUUUAUACAUCAUUUUUAUUUUCAUCAGAUUUUUUUCUAACAUAUUUUGUAGCUUCAUGUGUUUCCCACAUCCUUCCUGUGUUUUUGUUGUUUUCACAUCACAAGUUUUCUUAAUCUUAUGACAGCCUGUACUAUUUUUUAAAAUUUUUAUUUCAUUUAUUUUGUGGUGUUGUUUACAACCCACUUCUUGAACCAAAAUCACUGCGUCUGUAGUUAAUUACUAAGAAAUACUCGCUGAUGUCAAGCAAACCCAAAGCCUGGACCGAGAAAGUGUUUCUUAUGCUGCUGUUUGCGCUUAGAGGUUCCACUGCUUGUAUCACCGAGUUAUAUCGGACUUUAAAAUCCAGUGAAGGAGCCGAAGUUCUCGUCGUUUGGGUCCAGCUUUUUAACAACUGUGCGAAAUGCAUGUUUCUGCGUCUGUGCGCAUAAUUUGCCACCGUUUCUCUAGCAAAUCUGGUAUUAUUUGUGUGAAAGUGUUUUUAAUUUGUCUCCUACACAGAAAAUGCAGUGAUAAUUUCCCCAUCAGUUGUUUUAUGGUAUUGAUGGUUAUAUCCGUGGCCAUUCUGAAUGUAACCAAAUCACUAAUGAUGUAUGCAAGAAAAGCACUACCAUGUUUUAAUAAAGGUCUACUGCACUGUUUAGACAAUAGUAGUAAAUAUAAAAUGUCAAACAUAAACUGCAAAUCAAACCGUUGCACAAUGUCCUUAUUGUUUCUGCUGCAGAGUUCGACUGUUGCCGACCUCUUCCCACCAGUAUACACAGUCUGUCAUGUGGCAGAUUUUAUGGAUUAAUAAGAUUAAGAGAAUCAUCGUAACUGAAACUGGACACGAGUCUGGAAGGGCAUGACCAGGCAGGGUUGCUGUCCUACCUGUAUGAAGUUUUUUUCACUGGAAAACACUUCUGAUGUUGCUAGAAAUAUGAAGUUGUUAAGAAUUUCCUAAGAGCUCAAAUUAUUUGGUAAACAGAAAGACAUAGAAAGUACUAUAGCAAUGAAAAGAUUGGCCCAGUCAAAGUCCAUGAUGAGGAAAAUAGUGACAGAAAGAUGAAAAUAACUUUUUGUACUCAUGUACAUUCUUUUAAAAACAAAAAAAGAGUUCAACCUGUACUUUUACUAAAAUAUCUGUACUUCUACUUGCAGAACAUUAAGUGGUGAAAAUUGACGCUUUUUCAUCAUUUGCGUUAUAAACGUGGCCUCAAAAUAGUAAUUUAUUUUUGGUUAGAAAAUAAACGUUCAUUAAACAUCAAACUGGAAUAAAAACAAACACUGUAGGACAGAUAAUUUGACAUAGGAGACACUGAUAAUCUUAAAAGGACCCUGGUGAGAUUAAUACUUUCCGGUUGUUACGGUACAAUCUGAAUGUUUAUGACACGUAGUUAAAAAGAACCAUUUUAUUCCCUAUUCUUGUCAUUCAGCCUUGUUAAGCCCCUAAAUUUUAUUUUCCCAGUGUGUGAUAAGGCUGUAAAUCAAACAAAUUGCUUCAUAAACUCUUAGCUGAAAUAUUGAGUGUUGAAAUCUACGAUGAAAAAUGGUAC
Xiphophorus couchianus (Monterrey platyfish) is the source of this 5425-nucleotide messenger RNA. It is a transcript of the gene gpr137c, whose product is annotated as G protein-coupled receptor 137c. The transcript has 8 exons. Gene Ontology annotation, biological process: positive regulation of TORC1 signaling. Bases 338 to 1696 code for a protein of 452 amino acids. The record is from RefSeq and is a predicted model, not a curated record. Gene Ontology annotation, cellular component: lysosomal membrane. NCBI's taxonomy places the organism in Eukaryota, Metazoa, Chordata, Actinopteri, Cyprinodontiformes, Poeciliidae.